This is a messenger RNA of Malassezia restricta, 2364 nucleotides long. RefSeq names its product PPR repeat containing protein. Gene Ontology annotation, molecular function: protein binding. The coding region runs from base 1 to 2364 and encodes 787 amino acids. The transcript has a single exon. The record is from RefSeq and is a predicted model, not a curated record. NCBI's taxonomy places the organism in Eukaryota, Fungi, Basidiomycota, Malasseziomycetes, Malasseziales, Malasseziaceae.
AUGCUUCGACGGUGCGUGCAGAGCGCGGGCCGUUGGCGGCUUAUGCCGCUGCUGCGCCCUAUUACGCAUGUGGCGCAUGUUCCAGAGAUGGGUAUGCUGCGAUCGGGGUUUGAGACACGCGAUUUGGAGCAGGUGUGGGAAGCAUGGGCGUCGCUUCGGACGCAGCAGCAGUUGCACCUCCUUCGGCGCAACGAUUUCGCCGAUCUCCUUGCACUUGUGCGUGCGAAUCUCGUACACACACCUAUUGGCACGCGACGCAAGGCGGCGUGGAAGGAGCGGUGCAUAGAAUGGGGUCUGCAUGCUGCUGAGCGCAGAGACCUGUUCGGCGUGCUGGGCUGGAUGCGCAUUGAGCUCUUGUGUGACGACGCCGAUGGCGCGAUCCAGCUCUUCGAUGCGUACUUCGAUGCAAGGAAGCGUGCGCGCGUUCCUGCGAAUGACAGCGUGCACAUCCUGGAUGCCGGUCAGGCGAAGGAGCCAGUACGUGACACGUUGGAAAUGCUCAUUUUGGCACAUGCCAUGAAACACGACCUGGCAGGUCUCGUGCGUACGAUGCAAUCGUUCGACGUCGGCACACACACAGAACUAUUUUUCGACAUGGCGCACGCGCGGCGCCAGUAUACCAAGCUGUUGCGCUUGCUCCAUGGGACGGAUACCACAGCGACAGAGCUCGCUGCGCAAGUGUAUGAACGUGCUUUCGAUUGGAUAUCGCACGCUGAGCUGGCGCGUGGACUGCUGGGUGGCUGUGGCGGACGUGCGGGCCCGAAUCGCAUUGCGCGCCUGCUGGGCAGUCUGCUGGCGCGGGGCGAUGUGACGAACGCGUGGCGGCUCUACAGCACGGCCAAGGCCGCAGGCAUCGCGUCUACGGCGGAAGCUUCGGGAUGGCUUGCUGUAGAGCAGCUUGCACAGCCGGGGCAACUCGGGGCCUGGACGGACAGUGCAUGGGUCGUGUGUCUUGGUGGCUUUCUCAGUGCAGGCCGGCUUGAUCUCGCCGCGCAUGUCUGGCGAGACAUCGUGGGUAUGCGCCAGCGCAUGCCGGAAGCAUGGCCGCCCAUGGCAGUGUGGAACGCGAUGCUGGAUGGCUAUGCGCGCUCAGGUCGCUACGAUCUCGCCAGCAAGACAUGGCGUGUGCUCUGCGGCAAAGCACGGCCAGAACACCUACCACUCGCCCUCGAGACGUCCCAGAUGCUGCCCGUCCCGUCGCACGGGCCUGAUGCCGUGUGCUAUACCACCAUGAUUGCCGCCACAUUUAGGGAGCGCAGAGCAGAUGAGGGCAUGAAUUUGUACCAUGCCUUGCGGGCGAAGCAAGCGCGCCAAGAGCUGCAUGUGCCUGUGGAAACGUACAAUGCCGUCCUGCAUGGUCUGUGCCUGACCCACCACCUCGACAAGGCAUACGCACUCCUGCGAAGUAUGGGCCAAAACGGCGUGCCAUCGCCUUCCAUCACCACCAUCAAUGUACUUCUUCGUGCCCAAGCGCGCCAAAAGCAACUGCAUGCCAUGGCCGACACACUGCGGUGUAUCGCUCCAUUAGGUCUGCACCCUGAUGUCGUUACCUUCACCACAGUGCUAGAUGCUCUUCUGCGCACGUCGACGAGUCCGGCCAUGGCACAGCAGGCCGUGCAGCAGGUCAUGCAGCUGAUGCAGUCGAUGGACGUCCAGCCCAACUCCGUGACCUUGACCUCGAUGAUCAAGGCAUGUCUCCAUACCAAGGACGAUGUUCCCCCCCGUAUCGGAGUCGCAUUGCAGCUCAUGCAUACUAUGUGUACGAACCUGAAAGUGGCACCGACGGCCAUCACCUUCGAGACUCUGAUCCUCGGUCUCGUGCCCUUCUCGUCUCGCUUGGACCGGGAGGCAUACGAGCUGCCACCAUCUCUGAGCCAGCCAUGGCCACCGCUGUGGCCGAACGAAGCACCUCCCCAAGAGCCCCUGCCAGCCGUGACGCGUCUCGUGCUUCUCUUGUGGCACAUGAUGGUCCAGCAGCACAUUACGCCCACGCCUGACACGUAUCGCUCGCUCGUGCGUCUGCUCAUGGCGCCCCAGGCCCCCAUGUUCUGCUUCCGUCGCGGCGUGUGCAUCACGGAUGCCCUAUUGCAUGCACACGGCGCCCUCCUCCGUCAUGCACAAGCGCCAGCCGGCGUCAUGCCACCCGCCUCGCCGCCGGCCUUGGCGAGCUGGACAGCCGUGCUCAAGGCGCUGAUGCGGCCGAAUCCCGCGGUGGAUGCCGAAGUGCGUCGGCAGGUACUCGAGGCCGUCUUGCAGCAUUUCCGCACGUCACCCCACGGUGCCAAGAUGUAUUUGAACACGUCCCAAGAUCGCCAUGCGCAUCUCGCACGCAUAGUGCAGCUGGCCGAACAUAGCAUUGAAUAA